This is a messenger RNA of Misgurnus anguillicaudatus (oriental weatherfish), 1390 nucleotides long. RefSeq lists its product as uncharacterized. NCBI's taxonomy places the organism in Eukaryota, Metazoa, Chordata, Actinopteri, Cypriniformes, Cobitidae. The record is from RefSeq and is a predicted model, not a curated record.
AGAGUGAGCACACACACAAAUCCUUCAGAAACCCAUUGGACCUCAGGGAAAAGUUAAUUCUGAUUUAAACCAUAGUGGCUUGCUCAUACAAGCCAAGUGUUUGGAAAAGAUGUGUGUGAUAGUGGAGACUUGGAUGAGGGAACGUGGGAGUGUUUUUCAGUCCUGGGGCGUGGCAGGCCCUUUAUGGAGAAGGGUGGUGCAGCUCUGUUUGGUGGAUACCAAGAAACAGAGCUCCAGAGGCACUGAAGGAGUCACAUCUGUCUGUCUAAACUUUCUGACCGGAACCGAAAAGACCCAGGAUGAUCAUCAGGGUGAGCCUAUUGUUCCUGGCCAUAGCUGUGGUCUUAGUCUGUGGUCAGAGGAAACGACCAGCAAAAGAAGAGUGGAACUAUCGCGAUGGCUCUGAGAAAGUCAGCAUGCGAGGAGUGGCAAACUUAACCCAAGUGCUUGAUGAUUGGAGGUUUGACAUCCUGAACCAAGUAAAGGGGCUUCUGCAGAAUGACCAUCAAUCUUUGCUGCCUGACUACUCCAGAAUCCAACCUCUCUCUGAGGCAUUGGAUGACCUGUUCAAAGAAUUCAACGCCCUGAAAGCGCAUCUUGCCGAUCUGACUGAGAAGUUUGGACCUCUGGAAACAUUCAUCGAUGAGCUCAAGACUGAAAGGAGCAAUGCGAAUGCACCACCUACAAACCCAGUGCGCAGAAGAGUUAUUAAAAAGCCAACACCUGUCGCCUAAAUAUCCUGAGACCAGUAGAGCUGGAACUCUCCAAACGGCAAAUGACUAUAAUGUAUAAUGCAGUUUUUUCUUUAGCUUUUCAGGUUUAUGGCAUUUUGUUACUGCAUGUUGCUGGGAAACAGGUAUUAAACAAUAUGCUGAACAUAGUGAAUGGCCACCCCAGGCCAUGUGCUUUGGGAAGCUGAAAGCAGCUAUUUAAAAUAUAAGGGCCUAGCUUAUAACUCACACAGUGCAUAAAAAAUAGACAAAGCUGUAACCACAGGACAUUUUAUUUUAGGAUACCUUGCAUCACUCCAAAACAAAAUAAACAACAGCCUUUGUUAUUCAGCAUAAGAGUAUUGCAUUUUACUGACAAGAUCAUUAAUCCUGUAAGUGGAAUUAGUCUGUAUUUAAAUUAGUGUAUUCAAAUAUACAGUACAUGACUGUCAGCGUGGUGAUAUUUCAUAUUUGCAGCUCUCAGAAUGAUAAAUGGCUCUUGCAGGUAUAAACUGAUUAUGUACAAGCUAAGAACAUUUCAGGAACACGGUAAAUUGUGUUUUUUUAUUGUAAAUUUAUGCUUAUAAUUUGAUGGAGCAUGGUAAUGAGAUGCUUAAUUUUGUCUUGGCUCAUAUUUGCGGUCUCAUGUAAGCUAUAAUAAAUUCAGUCUGUUGCAUUCA